Rubroshorea leprosula is the source of this 3497-nucleotide messenger RNA. The record is from the annotation of a GenBank genome assembly. Lineage: Eukaryota; Viridiplantae; Streptophyta; Magnoliopsida; Malvales; Dipterocarpaceae.
GCCUGAUAAAAUAUGUAACCGUUUUUAAACUCCUGAUAAGGGUCUGUUUGUUUGUUCCGUCUCUACCUUCCAAUUUUGCUUCAAAUCCUCUCCACUUCAUUUAUUUUCUCCAAACACGACAUAAAUCUCGAACUGGCACUUUCUUCCUUCCUUCUAGGUGUUAUGUAAAAACGCCUUUUCACUAUUAAAGGAAAAAGAAAUAGAGGAAAAAGAUGUCUUCGGGUUUUCUCUCCCUAACUUUCCCUUCUGUUCAGGAAAAUGACCUUCUUGUUCGAUCGACUAAAAAGAUCAAGAAUUCACAGGAGAUUCCAAGAUCUACCGCUACAGAGGAAGUUAUGACCGAUAUCAAUGCUCAGAAUUUAUCCUAUAAGGAUAAGCUUCUACUUAAUGGCAUAGAGGGUAAUGUUGAUGAAAAUCUCUCCUUUGAUGCUAUGCCGGACUAUCUUGAGGAGGAUUCCGAUUUUGACGAUGAUCCAGAGGACCCGGCUCCUAUUGUUCUUUUCUCUAGAGAAGAUAAGCGCCGAAUGCGAGAACCAUGGAAGAAAGCUCUGAUCAUCAAGACCUUUGACAAAACAGAGGAUCUUGACAAAGUCAUUAAUGGUGGGCCAUGGUUUGUGGGAGCUUACUAUCUCACAAUUAGACCAUGGGAACCAAAUUUUAGACCUGAAGACGCCACAUUCUCUCACACGGUGGCUUGGGCGCAACUCCCUGGAUUACCAUCAGAAUACUAUGAUCAUUGUUCUCUGCACAAAAUUGGUAACACUGUGGGAGCUCUCCUAAGAGUGGAUGCCCACACUGCUCAUCACACCAGGGGCCAAUACGCCCGAAUAUGCGUCCGCGUAGACUUAGACAAGCCUUUGGUCAAAACUGUAAGAUUGGGAAAGAUUCGACAAAAGGUUGCUUAUGAAGGUAUUAGAGGCCUCUGUUUUUCUUGUGGUAGAAUAGGACACCGGAAAUCGGAAUGCACAUUUAAGACCACCCCUCCUUCUAUGAUCUGUGACAUGGAUACUGGUUCCAAGAAUUUUCAAAGCAUUAAUGAAGCACCAAGUUCUGGAGAUUUAAAUAGUGACACUUUGGCAAAAUCUAAUACAAGUACCCCUGCAAUGGCUACUUUAAGUGGUAAAGAGGGAUCUUCCUCCACGCAACACAUUGUUAUUCCACCACAAGGUCAAUUGAAUCAUCCUGAUGAAUAUGGCCCAUGGCUCAUCGUGGAUCGACGGAAGAAAAGAAGCUCGCAAAAGCCGGCAAUGGAAUCCAAGUCGACGGUUGAGAAGAAAACUACCAAGGGAAACAGAGAUCAUGGUGAACCAAACCAUCGAUCUGGUCCAUCAAACCAAUCGGUUCACAAUGGGAGCUACGCAUUUAAGGCCAACGGUAAAGUGGCAGGUGCAUUGAAUGCCAAAUCUCAAUUCAAAGCUGUCAAUGCAACGGUUCAAUCCAAAACUGUUGUUGGAACUCGCAAUGAUAAAUUAAACCCAAAUUUCUUAGCUAGUUCUUCUGAAGCUAAAUCCUCACAGAUCUCGGAAGAAGGAGACGCUAAGGAUUCUAGACAUAUAAAUCAGAGUAAGGCCCAGUUAAGCUUAGGACCCAAUGCUGUUAUCUUGGAACAAACCUCUACUGGAUCCCAAAGCCCAACUGCACAGAAUUCAUCCCCCUUAGAGAUUCGUUCUCAAUUAUGGGAAGAAUUAAGAAUAGUCUCUAAGCAUUUUACUGGACCAUGGCUUGUCAUUGGUGACUUCAAUGAUGUAGUUGACUCUACGGAGAAAUUUGGUGGCAACCCGAUUUGCCAAAAUAGAGUCAAAGCUUAUACUGACUGUAUGAAUGAUUGCAACCUCUUGGAUUUGGGAUAUUCUGGGGGGAGAUUUACAUGGGUCAAUAUGAGGGAUAAUAGCCAAAUUAUUCGUGAACGGAUUGAUAGAGCUUGGGCAAAUCCUGAUUGGCGUCUCCAAUUUCCUGAAGCCAAUGUUCUUCAUCUCCCUCGGGUUUGCUCUGAUCAUAAUCCCAUUCUAUUAGACCUUGAACAUUCUGGUUCCAAAUCAGGUGAGAGGCCAUUUCGACUUGAGAAAUUUUGGAUUGAUCAUCCUGAUUUCAAAGACUUGAUUAGCCCCGUUUGGUCUUCUAUUACUUCUUCUACUACUCAGUGUGUUGCUAAUACUAAAUCUGUUUGCAAGACCUGGAGCCGUAACACCUUUGGUCAUAUCUUUGACAAAAAACGAGAGCUUAAUACUAGAUUGAAUGGGAUCCAGAAGGCUCUGUCUAUCAAGCCUUCGACUUUUCUAUCUUCCUUAGAAAAGGAGCUUAGCAAAGAAUAUGCUAACAUCCUCAAAUUUGAGGAGGAUCUUUGGUUCAUGAAAUCUCGCACUAAUUGGGUGGUGGAUGGUGAUAGAAACUCUAAAUUCUUUCAUUUAUCCACUAUUAAACACAGGAAUCAUAACAGGAUACAUUGUCUUCGUAUUUCGACAGACGAGUGGGUCAGUGAUCAGAGGGAGAUCUCUAAUCUUAUUGUUCAUUAUUUCAGGGAUCUCUUUACAUCUUCCUUGGCCCACUCUUAUCAUGAUUCUUUCUCUUUGAUUGGGGGUUUGUCAUCAAACACUAUGGCUUCUUAUGUUGAUGAUGACAUUCCCUCUGACAAAGAGAUUCAUGAUGCCUUAUUCUCACUUAAGCCAUUUAAGGCCCCUGGUCCAGAUGGACUUCACCCUAUGUUUUUUCAAAGGAUGUGGCCUGUGGUUGCUGAGAUAUUAUGUUCUGAUAUUAAAAAUGCUUUUUGUUUGUCCUCCAUUCCUGAAGGGUGGAAUGACUGCCUUAUUUCCCUCAUUCCCAAGAUUAACAAUCCGGAAACUGUCCAACAAUUUAGACCAAUUGGGCUCUGCAAUACCACCUACAAGAUCAUCUCUAAAAUCCUGGUUAACAGGAUUAAGCCCAUCUUGGAGUCCUUAAUUUCUCCAUGUCAAGCUAGUUUUGUUCCGGGAAGGAAAGGAACUGAUAACAUCCUCAUCUUACAAGAACUUGUUCAUUCAUUUUCCAAUAAAAGGGGUAAGGUGGGGGAUGUGAUUGUUAAACUGGAUCUUGAGAAGGCUUAUGAUCGCUUGGAAUGGAGUUUUAUUAGAGAAGCUCUUGUUUAUUUUCAAUUCCCUCAUAGAGUGAUUGAUCUUAUUAUGUCUUGUAUCUCUACUUCGCAUAUCACUAUCCUUGUUAAUGGUGGUAAAACUGAGAAACUUACCCCAUCUAGGGGCAUUCGACAAGGCGAUCCCCUAUCCCCUUAUCUAUUCAUACUCUGCAUGGAAUUCUUAUCUAUCAAGAUUUCUGGAGAUAUGGCUAGGGGACUAUGGAAAGGAUCCAAAGCUGAAUCUUCUCAAUUUUUUUUGCGCUCGUUCGGGUCAAAAGAUCAAUACCGAUAAAUCUAGAGUUUUCUUCUCUAGAAAUGUUGAUAUUGAGACUCGACAAAGCAUCUGUUAUCUUUUGGGUUUCCAAGAAACGGAUAAAUUGGGAAAAUAUUU